AUGAUAUUCCGUCGUGAUUUGUGCGGAAUCUUCUGCGCUUUGCUCACUUAUUUAGCAAUGAUUUAUGCCGAUUAUGUAGUCAUCGUAUGGCUCAUUGCACCUACCUUCAUGCAAAGUUUAUGGGGUGCGCUGCAUGCAGUUAUGUUUAAUACAGUGUUGUUUUUUGCAUUUGCAUCUCAUUUGCGAGCAAUGAUUACGGAUCCAGGGAUUGUGCCGAUUAGUCGGAGUGGAUUGUUACAUUGUAAUAGGAAUCGUUUUCCUAAAUCGCUUUCUGAUAGUGAAUCCAAUAGUACAGAUACCGAUGUGGAAGUGAUAGAAGAAAAUAAAUUUGUGGGAAAGGAUUGGACAAUUUGCACUCGAUGCGAGUCUUAUAGACCACCGCGAGCACAUCAUUGUCGUAUCUGCCGACGCUGCAUUCGAAAAAUGGAUCAUCACUGUCCCUGGGUUAAUAAUUGCAUCGGCGAGUACAACCAAAAAUAUUUCCUUCAGUUUCUGUUGUAUGUUGGCCUAUCUUCAGGAUAUGCGCUCAGUUUAAUAGUGACGGCUUGGGUAUACCACGAUGAAUACGGCAUUACCGGUAUGAAAGGACCAUAUGGACAAAGUGUACAUCAUGCGAAAAUAUUGCAUACCGUUUUCCUCUCUAUCGAAAGCGCUCUAUUUGGUUUGUUCGUUUUGGCGGUUUCUUGUGAUCAGAUACAAGCACUUCUGAACGAUGAGACGGCUGUAGAAGCAGUUCAACGCAAGGGUUUCCACAAUCGAGUGGCUCUAUCACGCUCAAAAGUAAUUCUAGUGCGGGAGGUGUGCGGCAGCGGACCAAUGAUAUUGUGGUUGUUACCAUGCUCAGCUUUGCCGUCAGAACGAGACGUGAUUCAACUCUCAAAUCAACCACUUAUUGUUUAA
Brugia malayi is the source of this 900-nucleotide messenger RNA. RefSeq lists its product as uncharacterized. Gene Ontology annotation, cellular component: endoplasmic reticulum; Golgi apparatus. The transcript has 9 exons. The record is from RefSeq and is a predicted model, not a curated record. Gene Ontology annotation, molecular function: protein-cysteine S-palmitoyltransferase activity. Lineage: Eukaryota; Metazoa; Nematoda; Chromadorea; Rhabditida; Onchocercidae. Gene Ontology annotation, biological process: protein targeting to membrane; peptidyl-L-cysteine S-palmitoylation. The coding region runs from base 1 to 900 and encodes 299 amino acids.